Pan troglodytes (chimpanzee) is the source of this 3775-nucleotide messenger RNA. It is a transcript of the gene WNT10A, whose product is annotated as Wnt family member 10A. Gene Ontology annotation, cellular component: extracellular region. Gene Ontology annotation, biological process: cell fate commitment; canonical Wnt signaling pathway; multicellular organism development. Gene Ontology annotation, molecular function: cytokine activity; frizzled binding. The coding region runs from base 2116 to 3120 and encodes 334 amino acids. NCBI's taxonomy places the organism in Eukaryota, Metazoa, Chordata, Mammalia, Primates, Hominidae. The record is from RefSeq and is a predicted model, not a curated record. The transcript has 4 exons.
GCCUGAGCCGGCGGCAGAUGGAGGUGUGUGUGCGUCACCCUGAUGUGGCAGCCUCAGCCAUACAGGGCAUCCAGAUCGCCAUCCACGAAUGCCAACACCAAUUCAGGGACCAGCGCUGGAACUGCUCAAGCCUGGAGACUCGCAACAAGAUCCCCUAUGAGAGUCCCAUCUUCAGCAGAGGUAGCUGCCCCUCACCCCUGCCCCUGCCUGCCCCAUCCAGCAUCUCCACCUCAGAAUCUAUUCCCAGCCAUUUCUAACCCACUGCCUCAAGCUGGCAUCCUCCCAUCGCCACACGCCCAUCUGUUGGCCCUGCUGCUCUCCUUCCUCUUUCUGAUCUCAGGCCAUGGGGGCAGAGAAAUUGGGCAAAUGUGUCUCCAGACUGGGCUGUGUAGGCUGAGGGUGGCAGGUUCCAUGCCUGAGAACUGGACUCCUGGGUCAUCCUGCCCUAUCACUGACACUGCAUAUCUCAAACCCAGGAAAUAUCUGUACCUGUCGCUUGCCUCUACUUACCCUCUACUUAGUAAACCACAUUUAGGAUGGGGAACCCGUGAGGAAGAACCCAGAAUCAGCAUGAGGAGGGGUUGAGGACUUGGCCUAAUCAUGCAGAUGGAGGCAGCCUGGACAGGUAAAAAGUCUGCCCUUCUGCAGAAGCUCUUCCCGGCGGGGGACACCACCAGCCUGUGUGUCAUCCCUGCUGCCUCUGGAAAACCCUCUCUGAAUCAGAGGGCUGGGUGUGUGUGUGCCUGUGUGCAGUGGCUCCUGCCAGCAGGCCUGGUAGUCCUGUCAACUCCUCUUCCCCUAACAGCUCAGAGAAGCUGCAGUCCAUUCCCUGUCCUCCCUCUCCGACUUCUGGGUGACCCACCCUGACAAUCCCAGAGUGGCUUGGGCUGGGGAUGGCAGGAGGUUUUGUCACUCACUUCUGCUCACACCCACCUCCUGGCCUGGUAUCUCAGGCCUUGACUCAUAUCUUUUGGGAAGGAUGGGGGCCCUGCCUCUGGGAUGGGCCUAGCUGGGUAUCUAUCUCUCUUCUCAGUGGAUUGUGUGGGACAUUGUGGGCACCCCAUAGUCCUAGCUCCUUAGGUCUUGUCCAAUUUUCAGUGGAGGUGGAGUGGGAGAGGUACACAUACACCUUGUAGCCUUGGGUCUUGAGGCUUCUUGGGGAGUCAGGCUGUACCUCAAAUUCGGAAAACUCAGAAAGCCGCGGCCCUUCCCUUUUCACCAGGACCCCUGCUUGCAUCCCCUGGGCCCCCAAGUCAGGGGCCACCCCAGCCUCCACCAGCCCAGCCCCAGGCCUCCCGCCCCGCCCCGCCCCGCCCCGCCCCGCCCCCGCGCGCUCCCUCCUCCCUCCCCCGCGCGCCCCGGGCGCUGUUUCUACCCGGCCGAGCCCAGCCCGACGCGUGUGGCGGCAUGCAGCCGCGAACUAAUCCCCGCGGGCCGCGGCAGACGGCUCCCGGCCCCAGCCGCGCCGCUCUCAGAGGGCAACCCCCUCCCUGCCCCGCUCUCCCGCCCCCUCCCGCCCCACCGCCGCCCGGGCCCCUCCAGCCGUCCAGAAGCGGCUGCCCGGGACCCCCGGGUCCUGCCCAGCUCGGGCCGCACGCUCCUCCCUGUCCCGCCGCCUGCGCGCCGACACGAAGUGACGGGCCUCUGCACCAUUCAUGCCCCGGCUGGGCCGGGCCGGCGCUCACCGCCGCCGCGCGCCCGCUCCUACCCUCGGGAUUCUAGGUCGCCCGCGCUCCCCGCAGCCGCGUUUCCCUUCGGGGCCCUCGGGUACCCCAUGAAGACUCCGUAGCCCUGGCUUUGGUUUCUGCCCGCCGGGGACUGGGAUAGGCGUGGAGGUUCUCACUUCUGCCGCUUCGGGUGAGGCAAGGCAAGCUCUGCAUCCCUCUCCUCGGCCUUGGUGUCCCCUCUGUCCUCCUGUUCCCUCUAGACCGAGUGAAUCCAGGUGCCCUGAGUGGCUCGCUGGGUCAGGCCCGCGCGGCCUGCUGGAGGACCUUGGGGUCUUUGAAGCCUGGGGGAGAGUUCAGAGCGGCAGAACAGCGCAGGGCUGGCUGGGUGCCAGGCGCUCCCGGGUUCACCUGCAGUUUAAUAAGCUCGAGGUCCAGGUGUUCCCAGAGAAUGGCUCAGGUUGGAGCACCAAGAAGGAAGGCAGUGUGGACAAGCCAGUGGCCAGGCCGGCCUAGCCGCGGCCCCCAAGAGUGGCUUGGUCAGGGAAAAUCUGUGCCUCCUGAACAUCUGGUGGAAGGUUUCCGAGAGAGCGCUUUUGCCUACGCCAUCGCAGCAGCUGGCGUGGUGCACGCCGUGUCCAAUGCGUGUGCCCUGGGCAAACUGAAGGCCUGUGGCUGUGAUGCGUCCCGGCGAGGGGACGAGGAGGCCUUCCGUAGGAAGCUGCACCGCUUACAACUGGAUGCACUGCAGCGUGGUAAGGGCCUGAGCCAUGGGGUCCCGGAACACCCAGCCCUGCCCACAGCCAGCCCAGGCCUGCAGGACUCCUGGGAGUGGGGCGGCUGCAGCCCUGACAUGGGCUUCGGGGAGCGCUUUUCUAAGGACUUUCUGGACUCCCGGGAGCCUCACAGAGACAUCCACGCGAGAAUGAGGCUUCACAACAACCGAGUUGGGAGGCAGGCAGUGAUGGAGAACAUGCGGCGGAAGUGCAAGUGCCACGGCACGUCAGGCAGCUGCCAGCUCAAGACGUGCUGGCAGGUGACGCCCGAGUUCCGCACCGUGGGGGCGCUGCUGCGCAGCCGCUUCCACCGCGCCACGCUCAUCCGGCCGCACAACCGCAACGGCGGCCAGCUGGAGCCGGGCCCAGCGGGGGCACCCUCGCCGGCUCCGGGCGCUCCCGGGCCGCGCCGACGGGCCAGCCCCGCCGACCUGGUCUACUUCGAAAAGUCUCCCGACUUCUGCGAGCGCGAGCCGCGCCUGGACUCGGCGGGCACCGUGGGCCGCCUGUGCAACAAGAGCAGCGCCGGCUCGGAUGGCUGCGGCAGCAUGUGCUGCGGCCGCGGCCACAACAUCCUGCGCCAGACGCGCAGCGAGCGCUGCCACUGCCGCUUCCACUGGUGCUGUUUCGUGGUCUGCGAAGAGUGCCGCAUCACCGAGUGGGUCAGCGUCUGCAAGUGAGCGGCCCGGGGUCCCCUGGGCCCUGAUCGAGGUCCCCUCCUGGAGCCUGGCCCUCUGAGGCUUACGGUCUUGGCAAGGCAGCAUCGCCUUGGCUCUUGGGAGAGGAGAUUGGACCACAUGAUCUUAUAGGAACCCCUCAGCUCUGAGGUCUGUGAUCGCCGGACAGUCCAGGCCUGUCUGAACCCCACCACUCACUUCUGUGGGCUCUAGGACUGACUGGGUUCUUCCUCCCUCCCCCAAGCCCAGACAGUUCAGUUGGGCUGGGGGUUGCUCCACACCCUAAAACAAGCCUCAGCCAGGCAACCCCUCAGUCUGUCUCCAUCCUUUCACCCUUCCCUGGAGAUGGGAGGUGGGGAAUGAAUGGAAGCUGACGGGCAGAGAGAGGAGGAUUAAAAAAAAGAAAUAGACAUAACUGAGCUGAAGUAAUUCCAUAAAGGGCCCAGACAGCCUCCUCCACCAUUCCCUUCAUCAUUCAUUUAACAAAUAUUUAUUUUGCACACUCUUUGCGGCACUCUGGGGGCGGUGGGGUGCGUGGGGGUGGCAAUGCGAGGCACUGAGGCCACAGAUGUGAGUAAGCGAGACACAACACUUGUCCUCUUGGAGGUUACAUUCUUGCUGGGGGGAGGCAUGGGCAAUAAACAAGUAAAUAUACAAA